Messenger RNA from Saccharomyces paradoxus, 2448 nucleotides. It is a transcript of the gene CDC53, whose product is annotated as cullin CDC53. Bases 1 to 2448 code for a protein of 815 amino acids. The record is from RefSeq and is a predicted model, not a curated record. Gene Ontology annotation, molecular function: ubiquitin protein ligase binding. Gene Ontology annotation, biological process: SCF-dependent proteasomal ubiquitin-dependent protein catabolic process; protein ubiquitination. The transcript has a single exon. Gene Ontology annotation, cellular component: SCF ubiquitin ligase complex. Lineage: Eukaryota; Fungi; Ascomycota; Saccharomycetes; Saccharomycetales; Saccharomycetaceae.
AUGUCUGAAACUCUGCCCAGAUCUGAUGAUUUAGAGGCCACUUGGAACUUUAUAGAACCAGGAAUUAACCAAAUACUGGGCAAUGAAAAAAACCAAGCAUCAACGUCUAAGCGAGUUUACAAAAUACUUUCUCCAACCAUGUAUAUGGAAGUUUAUACCGCAAUUUAUAACUACUGCGUGAAUAAAUCGCGCUCGUCUGGACAUUUUAGUACUGACAGUAGAACAGGCCAAUCAACAAUUUUGGUUGGUAGUGAGAUUUACGAAAAAUUAAAGAACUAUUUGAAAAGUUACAUUUUGAAUUUCAAGAAAUCUGAUUCAGAGACUUUUUUGCAGUUUUACGUCAAGCGCUGGAAAAGAUUCACUAUUGGUGCUAUCUUUUUAAACCAUGCGUUCGAUUAUAUGAAUAGAUACUGGGUUCAAAAGGAGAGAAGUGAUGGCAAAAGACAUAUUUUUGAUGUAAACACUUUAUGCUUGAUGACAUGGAAAGAAGUUAUGUUUGAUCCAAAUAAAGAUACUUUGAUAAAUGAGUUAUUAGAACAAGUAACCUUGGAAAGGGAAGGACAAAUAAUUCAAAGAAGUAACAUUAGUACUGCCAUAAAAUCCUUAGUUGCACUAGGUAUCGAUCCGCAGGAUUUGAAAAAGUUAAAUCUUAAUGUUUAUAUCCAAGUUUUCGAAAAGCCAUUUUUAAAGAAGACACAGGAGUACUACACACAAUAUACAAACGACUAUUUAGAGAAACAUUCGGUAACUGAGUAUAUUUUCGAAGCACAUGAAAUUAUCAAACGUGAAGAAAAAGCAAUGACAAUAUAUUGGGAUGACCAUACUAAAAAACCACUAUCCAUGGCAUUAAACAAGGUUUUGAUCACGGACCAUAUUGAAAAGUUGGAGAAUGAGUUUGUCGUGCUUCUUGAUGCCAGAGAUAUUGAAAAAAUUACUUCUUUAUAUGCAUUAAUACGCAGAGACUUUACGUUAAUUCCAAGAAUGGCUUCAGUAUUUGAAAAUUAUGUUAAAAAGACAGGUGAGAAUGAAAUUUCAAGUCUAUUGGCAAUGCAUAAACAUAACAUUAUGAAAAACGAAAAUGCAAACCCUAAAAAACUAGCACUAAUGACUGCUCACUCUCUUUCUCCUAAGGACUAUAUUAAGAAAUUACUGGAAGUACACGAUAUAUUCUCUAACAUAUUCAAUGAAAGUUUCCCUGACGAUAUACCUUUAGCUAAAGCUUUGGACAACGCAUGCGGUGCUUUCAUUAACAUCAACGAGUUUGCAUUACCUACAGGAUCUCCAAAGAGUGCCACUUCAAAGACUUCAGAGAUGCUAGCUAAAUACAGUGAUAUACUAUUAAAGAAGGCCACCAAACCUGAAGUGGCAAGCGACAUGUCAGAUGAAGAUAUCAUAACGAUAUUCAAGUAUUUAACUGAUAAAGAUGCCUUCGAAACUCAUUAUAGAAGGCUUUUUGCCAAGCGUCUAAUUCAUGGCACCUCUACAUCAGCAGAAGACGAAGAAAAUAUAAUCCAAAGGUUGCAAGCCGCAAAUAGUAUGGAAUACACUGGCAAGAUAACUAAAAUGUUUCAAGAUAUUAGACUUUCCAAGAUUUUGGAGGAAGACUUUGCUGUCGCUCUGAAGAAUGAACCUGAUUAUUCUAAAUCAAAAUAUCCAGAUCUGCAACCAUUUGUAUUGGCAGAAAAUAUGUGGCCAUUUUCGUACCAAGAAGUCGAAUUCAAGCUACCCAAAGAAUUGACACCAUCUCAUGAAAAACUGAAGGAGUCAUACAGCCAAAAGCAUAAUGGCAGAAUAUUAAAGUGGCUAUGGCCAUUAUGUCGUGGCGAAUUGAAGGCAGAUAUUGGAAAGCCUGGCAGGAUGCCAUUCAAUUUUACAGUAACAUUGUUUCAAAUGGCAAUUUUACUAUUGUAUAACGAUGCUGAUGUAUUGACACUGGAAAAUAUUCAGGAGGGUACAAACUUAAGCAUUCAGCAUAUCGCAGCGGCAAUGGUACCAUUCAUCAAAUUCAAAUUGAUUCAACAGGUUCCACCAGGACUAGAUGCACUCGUGAAACCUGAAACACAAUUUAAGUUAUCACGCCCAUAUAAGGCACUUAAAACUAAUAUAAAUUUUGCUAGCGGAGUCAAAAACGAUAUCUUGCAAUCUCUAUCCGGCGGAGGACAUGAUAAUCACGGUAAUAAGGUAGGAAACAAACGCUUGACGGAAGACGAAAGAAUAGAAAAAGAAUUGAAUACAGAAAGACAAAUCUUUUUGGAGGCCUGUAUCGUAAGGAUAAUGAAAGCGAAGAGAAAUUUGCCACACACAACACUGGUCAACGAAUGUAUUGCGCAAUCGCACCAGAGGUUCAACGCAAAGGUUUCCAUGGUCAAGAGAGCCAUCGAUAGCUUAAUACAAAAGGGAUACCUACAGAGGGGAGACGAUGGUGAAUCCUAUGCUUACCUUGCCUAA